Eriocheir sinensis (Chinese mitten crab) is the source of this 1063-nucleotide messenger RNA. RefSeq lists its product as uncharacterized. The record is from RefSeq and is a predicted model, not a curated record. Gene Ontology annotation, cellular component: membrane. NCBI's taxonomy places the organism in Eukaryota, Metazoa, Arthropoda, Malacostraca, Decapoda, Varunidae. The transcript is spliced from 6 exons. Gene Ontology annotation, molecular function: glutamate-gated receptor activity. Bases 2 to 1063 code for a protein of 353 amino acids.
GAUGGUGGUGGUGGUGGUGGUGGUGGUGGAGGGGCGGGACCAGCUGUGUCUGCGCGGCCUAACUCCCUUCCUUCAAGACUUCAUCACACAUUAUUCCUACAGUGAAGUGCACCUUGUAUUCAACGGCUCAGCCGAUGGACAGCUGGUGGUGGCGGGCAGACAGAUGCUCGCCCACUCCCCCGCCCUCACCCUGUCCUUCAUCAACGCGGAGGGGGACCCAGCCGCCCUCCGUGAAGUGGCCUCCUUGACCAAGAGACCCCAACACGACCAGCCUCUGCACGUAGGGACCUCUGCCCAUCAGCAUAGUUUCCGCAAGCCGCUCUUUCUGGCCACGAUCUCCACGGCUAUUGAGCUCAACGACGUGAAGGAGGUAAAGGUAUGGGAGAAAUCGAGAUGGGGGUCGUGGCUACUGCUGGGGGAGGACCUGAGGCCGCUUCUCACCCCUGGACAGUACCUCCCUUUAGACAACAAGGUCACAGUGGCUAUUUGGGGAAGAGCUGACGAAGGCGUGGAGCUCUGGGAGGCAUAUCAGGCAGCACCAACGCUACCACAUCGAUCCUCCAAGGUGGGCAUAUGGCUCUACCCCGAUACUUUGGGCUACAGCGCGGCGUGUCUAGGGGGUAACGUGUCCUUGGGUGAAGAGGAGGUUGAGAUGGAGGGACAGAACGCAACAGGAGGGCCCAACGUUACAGCCUUCCUCUCCACGUCCUAUCCCAGUAGUAACAUUGCGGCGCGGAGGAGGGACUUGAGUGGCCUGCAUCUGCGGUGUUUGACGGGAAGUUGGGAGCCCUUCACGCGAAACACGCCCAAGGAGGAGAUGAAGGGCCUGGUUAACGCGUACGCUGGCGACAUUUUUUCACUUCUGGCCGAGACGCUAAACUUCACAUAUAACUGCAGACAAGCUCCUGACGGUCAAUUCGGGAGCCUGGAGGACGGGAAGUGGACGGGGCAGGUUGGGGAGCUGGUGGCGGGGCGAGGAGACGUGAUAGUGACCGCCCUGGACAAGACCUACCAACGCUCCGCCGUCAUCGACUACUGCCAUCCUUACGGUGAAAUUACGUGA